AUGCUCUCGUUGCAGAUCGUCCUUGGGAUUCAUCUUGGGUUUUAUGUGAUGGUGAUGAGUUCGUUCCUGCUUGCACUUCGUUUUCGCGAUCCUGGGUACCUCACCUUCCACGGCAAGAUGGGCGACGAGACAGUUCCCCAGCUGCUGUUCCCUGAUCUGAACUUGAGCAGCAAAACGCAGCGAAGCCUGCUCUACGUGAUGAUCGUGUGCAUGCUGGCAAACUGGAUCGGUAGCUUUCAGGCUUUCUUGUCGGUGAACGCAGGCUAUCGUGCUGCAAUGCGGUCUCAGUGCAUGAUGGUUCAUGGCUUGCAGCCUCUUCUGAUGCUGGGGAAUGGCCAUUUGAAACUGAGGGAGGAGGGAGCUAGGUCAUGGACUGCCCUGCAUGGCACGUUUGCAAUGCUGUUUCUGAUGGCGCAGGGGACCUGA
Molecule: messenger RNA, 426 nt
Organism: Symbiodinium sp. CCMP2456
Lineage: Eukaryota; Dinophyceae; Suessiales; Symbiodiniaceae
Source: the annotation of a GenBank genome assembly